This is a messenger RNA of Ornithodoros turicata, 4737 nucleotides long. RefSeq lists its product as uncharacterized. Gene Ontology annotation, biological process: DNA integration. NCBI's taxonomy places the organism in Eukaryota, Metazoa, Arthropoda, Arachnida, Ixodida, Argasidae. The record is from RefSeq and is a predicted model, not a curated record. The transcript has a single exon. Bases 1 to 4737 code for a protein of 1578 amino acids. Gene Ontology annotation, molecular function: nucleic acid binding.
AUGGAACCCGAAGCUUCUAGAGAGGACUGUUCAGAUUCAGCUAUUGAUCGACUGAAGAAAAAGAGAGCCGUGGUACGUAGAGCUGCGACGAAAGUAAUGAACGAACUUGAUGUGAUGUUGACCACGGAGACAACGCCAGUCGGUGCGUUUGAGGAAAAGGUGGAAGUCUUGAAGUUCAAAGAGAAAGAACUACAGAAGUUGGACUUGGAAAUCGAAAGCCUAAUCAGCAUCGAUGACCUGGACGACGAGGUGGAAGGUUCAGCAACGUAUCAGGAGCGGAUUGUCGUAACAAGGACUAGAGUGGACCGCAGGACAGCGACCACAGGAGCGAUGAGACAGAUUACCGUAGUGCCAUCUUCAGUGGCACCGUCGGCUCCCAUUGGAAGGACUCCUGCCACAGUGAAGCUUCCAAAGCUGGAGAUUCCGAAGUUCAACGGCGAUAUUCGAUCUUGGCAGUCCUUCUGGAAUCAGUUCGUUUCGACGAUAGACCAGAAUACUGGACUCUCGAGCAUUGACAAGUUCAAGUACCUCAAGAGUUACAUUACGGGCAAAGCGGCAUCGGCUAUCGAGGGGCUCCAGAUGACUGAAGAGAAUUAUCCCAUUGCAACAGACAUCUUGAAGGAAAGAUUUGGAAGCAAUAAUCUUAUUAUUGACGACCAUAUGUCUCGUCUCCUGCACAUAAAACGUGUUCAUGACGUAACCAACGUACAGAAGUUACGAGCAAUGUUCGAUGAGCUUCAAACCGGCGUACGAAGUCUCGAAGCCUUAGGAGUUAGCUCGAAAACCUACGGUGUCCUUCUCCUUAGCGUACUCAGAAGAGCUGUCCCAUCGGAGUUAAACUUGGAAUUCAUCCGCAAGCAUUCUACAACCUCGGAGAACGCCGACGGGGAGCUAGAGCUGUUCAUCGACUUUCUAAAGAAGGAAGUGGAGACUCGUGAAAGAGGACAGCAGCAUAGCCCUCGUCCAGAGCGCCGGAGUGGAAACCGAUAUCCUCCGCCUCCUUCCGCCUCAGUACUUGCAUCAGGCGCUCAACCCGGCCGUCUUGAUGAACACAAAGGCAUCUUCUGUUCCAAUGAAGACCACGCAUCUGCGGAUUGCAAUUCAUCAAUGCCCGUCUCCGAGCGCAAGGGUUUAUUGAAGAAGGAAAAUAGAUGUUUCCGUUGCACCAUGCGUAACCACACGUCACGAUUCUGCAGAAGCAUGAGAUGGAUGAAAUGUUCAAAGUGCAGCGGGAGGCAUGCGUCAUCCAUGUGCGAAGCAAGACAGAAAGAAGAUAGAGACCAGUCAUCAGCAGAAGCAACGUUACAGUCUUCACUGAAAGUAAAGGACCACGCGCGGUGCGCUCCACAACGAAUUAUUCUACAGACAGCACAGGCGUGGGCAGAAGGUGAACGGACCCGUCUUCUUGUUCGGAUGAUGCUAGACGGCGGAAGCCAGCGAACGUUCAUACGUCGUGACAUUUCUGAGAAGCUACGUUUGAGGGUACUCGAUGAGGAAGAUUUGAGCAUCUUCACCUUCGGGGACGUAACAUCCAAGGGUCAUAGCAAAUGUAAGAGAGUAGAGCUGUGGCUAAGGAGCCAAUAUGACCGAAGGCAGAUACGUGUGGAAGCACUGGAAGUACCACAUAUUUGCUCCGAUUUGAUGCAAGCUCCACCAGACAUAAUCAACAGGCAUCUGAGGAACAAGGACAUGCAGAUUGCAGACACAACGCCAUUGGGGUCUCGAUGCGAGAAUGGAAUAGGAUUCCUUAUUGGGUGUGACUAUUAUUGGGAGGUGGUUACCGGAAACGUACGACGACUCGACGACAAGCUUGUUGCAAUGGAGACAAUUUUCGGGUGGACAUUGCAAGAGCCUGCUGUGUCGUCAACAACCUCAACGGCAAUUUGUUCAUCAAUCGUUGGCAUCAUGAGGGUGGUCGUUACCGAAAACAACGAGGAGCUAUCCCAAAGGAUGAGGUCAUUCUGGGAGCUCGAACACAUCGGUAUCACCGACUCAAAGACAGAGCUGUGCGACAAAGGCGAAGUAAUGCAACGAUUAGGAGAAUCCGUAAAAUACGAGAAUGGGAGGUAUGAGGUCAGCCUUCCGUGGAAGCAAAACGCUGACAAACUUGCAGACAACAAGGAUAUGGCACUCAGUAGACUGCGCAGCCUCACAGCCCGUCUUAUGAAAAACCAGAGUCUACUCCAGGAAUAUGACACAGGCAUUCGGGAGUAUUUGAAGAAAGGAUUUGCCGAAGUUGUAACAGAGAGCGAAACCGUAACUGCACCGGUUUUCUACAUGCCUCACCAAGCAGUGAUACGGAACGACAGGAUAACGACAAAGCUUAGAAUAGUCUUUGACGCUUCAUCCCGAUCUGAGGACCAGCUUUCGCUCAAUGACACACUAUCAGCCGGCCCAAAUUUGAAUCCGGAUCUCACGACGCUGCUUUUGCGCUUUCGAUUGUAUAACAUUGCAAUUCUAGCUGACAUAGAGAAGGCGUUCUUGCAGGUGUCCCUUUCAACAAAGGACAGAAACGCACUUCGUUUCAUCUGGUACGAGAGUCUUCCCCAACCUGGCAAAGAACUGCCAAAGCUGGUCACCUGGAGGAUGACGAGGGUGCCCUUUGGAGCCACUUCCAGCCCCUUUCUAUUGGCGGCAACGAUCCGGUACCACCUGAAGAGGAUGAUGGAUCAGUAUCCUGUCACUGCCAGAAUACUUAGCGAGAACUUUUAUGUGGACGACCUGGUGACGGGCGCAGAUGAUGUCGAAGAAGCAAAACGUACAUGCAGAGAGGCAUCGGAAAUCACGACUACUGCGGGAAUGCGACUUCGGAAGUGGACGUCGAAUGUAAAGGAUGUCCAAGAGUUCAUGACGGAGGAGGCUGAAGGAGAGAUACAUGCACAAACGUCAAGCACGCCACAGCAAAAAGUGCUCGGUGAGGCAUGGAAGCCAGGGAAGGACGAGUUCCUAUUUGACAUGCAGUCGCUCCUCGAUUUCCUACACAGUCGAAGAGACAACAAGCGAUUCGCCUUGCAGGCGGUGGCACGCAUAUUUGACCCUUUCGGGUUUCUGACGCCGAUGACGACAACUGUAAAAAUACUCUUUCAAGAAUUGUGGCGACUUGGGAUCGAGUGGGACGAGCGGAUCCCGGAGGACCUUUAUAAAGGGUGGGACAAAUGGUGCAAUCAGCUUCCGGACAUUCGUCACGUGUCUGUUCCCAGAAAGUUUGCAGAGGAUGUGAGGCUUGCCUGCGUCAAGAAAUCCUUACACACAUUUUGCGACGCAAGCCCGAAGGCAUACGGCGCAGUUAUUUAUUUGAUUUGCAGCAAGCCUGGCGAGGAGCCACGUUGUUCGUUGGUGAUCUCUAAAGCGAGGGUAGCACCGCUCAAGAAACUUUCGUUGCCGAGGUUAGAAUUGAUGGCAACGCUAAUCGGAGCACGGCUAGCUCAUUUCGUAAAGGAGGCGACGGACCUUCAAGGAAUCGAGAGCUACUACUGGACGGACUCGACAGUUGCACUGCAGUGGAUUAAGAGCAGUGCGGAUAAAUGGAAGCAGUUCGUGUCAAAUCGGGUGAUUGAGGUGCAACAAUUGUCUAGCCCCGAGAACUGGCGCCAUUGCCCAGGAAGAGAAAACCCGGCGGACCUGUUGACGCGAGGUAUGCUCCCAUCAACGCUAGCGGGUAAUCGUACCUGGUGGAACGGACCUCAGUGGUUGUGCAGCCCUAAGCACAGCUGGCCGACGACAAACUCGACACCAGUAGUGAGAGAAGUAGAGGCAGAAGAAAAGAAAGCUUCAGCAGCGCUUCAUAUCACCGCUGGAUCGGAGUUGGUGCCAGUCCUCGACAUUAACCGUUACAGUUCCUUCCUCCGGAUGGUUCGUGUGACUGCUUGGGUCAAGCGCUUUAAAAAUAACGCCAAAAGAGCAUCACAGAGCCAAACUGGACCCCUGACCGCGAAGGAAAUCGACGAUGCUGAGAAGCACUGGAUAAAAGCUGUUCAACGAGAAGUUUUUGGAGAAGAAAUCAACAAGCUGAGGGCAUCCCAGCCGUUGGACGGAAAAUCUGCCAUUCGCGAUUUCAGUCCGUAUCUAGAUGACUACAACGUACUUCGGGUAGGAGGACGUCUACAAUUUAGCGAGUCUAGAGAGUCAACCAAGCAUCCCUUGUUUCUACCGGCCGACCAUCAUUUCACUUCUUUGUUAAUCGAGAAGGAACAUCUCCGGUUGCUUCACGGCGGGAUUUGCGACACGCUAGGGCAGUUACGGGAACGAUUUUGGAUAAUCAGAGGACGUCAAGCGGUAAAGAAGAUUAUCAAGAGAUGUUUAGCCUGUCGAAAGCAAGCGUGCAAGCCAGCAUCUGCACCAGUAGCGCCUUUACCGGCUGACAGGGUUACCAAAUGCAAGCCAUUCGACGUGACUGGCGUUGACUUCGCCGGACCGCUUUUGUACCGAGAAAGACGACGUGACCAAAAGUGCUAUAUAGCGUUGUUCACAUGUGCCGUAACACGCGCGGUACAUCUUGAGCUUGUCACCAGCAUGUCGACGGAUGCUUUCCUGUGGGCAUUGAGACGCUUCGUUUCUAGAAGAGGAACUCCGACGACGCUUUAUUCCGAUAAUGCGACGACCUUUAAGCGAGCCGCGAAGGACCUAAGGCUCAUGGUCAAAAUGGUGAAAAGCGAAACCGUUCAAGACUACUUCGCUAACCACAAGAUACAAUGGAAAUACAUUGCUGAGAGAGCCGCCUGGUGGGGCGGCUGGUAA